AUGCGGCUACCGCAAUUCAAAAUGUGGGAUUUGGGUGAGAAGCGCCUCGUCACGUCUCGGGAUGUGGUCUUCGAGGAAGACAAGUUCCCGUCGAAGGGAAAACCGGCGCCGCAACUCACCUUCGUCCUUCCGGCACGAGAGGAGCAUGAGGCGGUGGAGAUUCCACCGCAAGCGGAAAAGGACGCCGAAAAUGAAGGGGGGGAGAGCAACGAGGAGAGCGAUGAUGAAGUCGUGGAGGUGCCACCAACCGUGGCAGCAACUUCCUCCACACCCUCCUCCCCACCAUUGGCAUUGAUCCGCGAGCGUCGUGCACCUCACCCAAACCCCAAGUACGACGACUAUGCUACUGUAGCUGUUGGGAAGGCGGAUGAGGAGAGUGUGGUGUUUUGCUUCGCAACCAUGGGUGAUGAUAGCCCCCGCACCCACAAGGAGGCAUUGGCUUCUCCGGAUGCACCGCUAUGGAAGCAAGCAAUGAAGAAGGAGUUGGCCUCGAUCAAGGAGAACGACGUGUUCGAGCUCGUCGACCCGCCAAAGGGUGCCUACUUUGUGGGAAGCAUCGCGCCGUCGCGCCCGCUGCCUGCCGCCGCCGCGCCCGCUGCCUGUCGCGCUGCCCCGCGCACGCCCUGCCCUGCCCCGCGUCGCGCUGCAUCGCGCACGCCCUGCCCUGCCCUGUUAUGCCCGCCGCGGGCCCGCCCUUCGCGCCGCCGCGCCUGCCCGUUACGCCCGCUGCCGCGCCCGCCCGUUAGGCCUGCCGCGGGCCCUGCCUUCGCGCCGCCGCGCCUACCCGUUCGGCCUGCCACGGGCCCGCCUGUUCGCCCCUCCCGCACCUGUCCGCUACACCCGCCGCGGGCCCGCCCCUUGCGCCCGCCGUGCCUGCGUUUUGCGCCCGCCGCGGGCCUGCACUCGCUGCCCAGCGCCGCCCUGUCCGUGCGUGCUGCUGCCCGCGCCAGCGCCCUGCCUCGUGCAACGUAA
Molecule: messenger RNA, 972 nt
Organism: Closterium sp. Naga37s-1
Lineage: Eukaryota; Viridiplantae; Streptophyta; Zygnematophyceae; Desmidiales; Closteriaceae
Source: the annotation of a GenBank genome assembly